Molecule: messenger RNA, 2522 nt
Organism: Vicia villosa (hairy vetch)
Lineage: Eukaryota; Viridiplantae; Streptophyta; Magnoliopsida; Fabales; Fabaceae
Exons: 10
Coding region: 147-1925 (592 amino acids)
Biological process (GO): GMP biosynthetic process
Cellular component (GO): cytosol
Molecular function (GO): GMP synthase activity
Source: RefSeq, a predicted model, not a curated record
AUUACUAUGCACUUCACAGCAGCGUUGAGUUUUUCGCUUCAUCUGCAUCAUCUCCUAUUCUUCUUUCAUUUCUCCUCGUGCUUAUCGUAACGAUAAAAAGAAGGAAACCCACCAUCCUCCCUAAAAGUACGAACACUCAGAAAGCCAUGAAAGCUUUACUAAACCCCGAACCCAUUCUCUCCCAAACCAGUUCAAUCUUCCCCAACAAAACCCCAAACCCCACUCGCUUCCAUCCCCAUCCAUUCCCCAACCUCUUUCUCCAAGAUCGCAACCGUUCUAUUCGGCAGAGAAACCUUUCUUUAACGGCAAAAGCUCUUCUAGACUCCGCCACCGUCGAACAAUUCGGAGUUCCGGAAUUCGAUGUCCGGAACCCGUCGUUGUCAACUUCGUAUCGUAGUUCGAAAUUGACCAGGCCUAACCAAACAGUGCUGGAGGCUCAAACUAGGGUUUGUACCGGUCCAACUCAAACUCGACCACUUGAUGAAGAACAAGCCUUCAAGGUGUUUGAUACAAUUCUUAGAUCAGCUAGAGGAGAGAUUAAGGAUGAGGAAGAAGUUUCCAAGGCACAAAUGGGGGCAUUUUUUGCAGCAAUGACGAUUCGCGCGAACGCCUUUCCGGAGGCGACACAAUGGAGUGAAGGGGAGAUGCGUGCAAUGAAGACGUUCUGGCCACUUCUAGUUAGAGUUCUUCCGCCCGAUGUGGUAUUUUUGGCCGAUCCUGAAGGGUUGAUGAUGGGGUUGGGAAGUUCAAUUGGACCGCAGUUUGUUGGUAAUGGCACUACUGAGAUGAGAUUGGUUGGUGCUCUUAGAGAGGUGUUGGCUGGGGGGCAUCUUGGAUUUGAGGAAGUUCAGGGUGUGUUGAAGGAAGUUCUUCCAUUUCAAGAGGGGGGCGAAAAGCGAAAUGGAGCAAGUGAGGCUUUGCUUGCGGCGUUUUUAAUUGGUCAACGCAUGAAUCGGGAAACUGAUAGGGAAUUAAAAGCAUAUUGCCUUGCAUUUGAUGAGGAAUUUGGUCCCCCUCCUGUGGCUGAUGUCAAAUCGUUGACUCAUUAUGGUGAGCCUUAUGAUGGAAAUACACGCUUCUUCAGGAGUACGUUAUUUGUUGCUGCUGUUAGAUCUUGUUAUGGGGAAUCCUGCUUGCUUCAUGGUGUAGAUUGGAUGCCUCCUAAGGGAGGUAUAACUGAAGAGCAGAUGUUGAAGUUUAUGGGGGCGAAUAUAAGCUUAUCCCCAUUCAACGCCAAGAAACUUCUCGAGGAUGAUGAAGUUGGUUUUGCUUAUGUAAGUCAGCGUGAAGCUCGCCCGUCUCUAUACUCUUUAAUUGGUAUAAGGGAGCACAUAAAGAAGCGCCCUCCACUUGCAACAACUGAAAAGGUUCAGCAGUAUGUAAAGGCCAGUGGUAAGGAAGCUAUUGUUACUGGAUUUUAUCAUGGAGGUUACGAAGAGUCGUUGUUAAUGCUCAUGAAAAGAAGGGGUGUGCAUUCUGGUUUGGUAGUGAAGGGAGAGGAAGGAGCCCUCUCAAUGACUACAAGAUUGCGAUCAGCUAGCACGACAAAGGGACUUCCAGUGAAUUACUGUUCAGGGUUUCGGUCACUUGACAUUUCAUCCACAUCAGAACCUGGUGGAGUUACACGUCAAGGAUUUAGUCUUGAGGUCAAUGCCAAGGACUAUGGUUUCCAACCCACAGACACACCAAGAACUGAUAGAUCUGUCUCAAGGAACAUAGAAUUGGGUUUAUCAGCUCUCAGCGGUGAAAAAGGACCAGCAUAUGAUCGAAUUGUCUUGAAUGCUGGAAUGGUGGAUCACUUGCUUGGUGCUGAAGGCGCUGAAGAUAUAUCUGUUGCCCUGGAUAGAGCUAGAGAGGCCAUUGACAGUGGUAGUGCGCUGAAACGGCUCCUAAACUAUAUCAAGCUCUCCCACAAAGUUACUUGAAAUAGUUCCAGACAAGAAUUGCUGAUAACUUUUUUGUAGACAAUAUACAGGACACACGAGGGAUUAAAGGGGAAGGCAAAACUUCAGAUAAUGAUAUUUUUUUUGGAGAGAAAGUUAAGAGUUGAUUCAUUUUAUCAAUCAAUUUUGAGGUUUUGGUUACACCUUUGUAUAAACAUUCUACAUGUUUGUAAGUAAAAUACUAGUUUUCAAUGUUUGAAAUUUCUGUACAUUGUUUUAUUAUAGAAGUGUUUCCAUUUGAACUUGGAGAGCUGCUUUUAUCCCUCCUCAAUCCGUUCUGCAAAACUGAUUGUCUACUUGGGACAUUAAGGAUCACAUGACAGAUGAUUUGACCAAUGCAUAUGUGUGUUUGAAUGUUUUGCCUGAAUGUUUUAUCUAAGAUUUGAGCUCUCAGGUUGAGGUGAUCUUGUGAUGUUUUAUUAUAAUAAAACUUUGUGGAUAUGGUAGUGACUUCAUUGGUGUUGAUUCAAUAUAAAAUACAUAUUUGACUUAUCUUAUUUUGAUUGAAUCAAUAUCUAUAAAAUUGACAUGAAAGUAAAAUUGAUGAAGUAGCAUAUCAACAAGUGUAAAUAAGUGACA